Sceloporus undulatus (fence lizard) is the source of this 2070-nucleotide messenger RNA. RefSeq names its product myosin light chain 9 (gene MYL9). The record is from RefSeq and is a predicted model, not a curated record. Gene Ontology annotation, cellular component: myofibril; cytoplasm; stress fiber. Gene Ontology annotation, molecular function: calcium ion binding. Gene Ontology annotation, biological process: platelet aggregation; myofibril assembly. Lineage: Eukaryota; Metazoa; Chordata; Lepidosauria; Squamata; Phrynosomatidae. Bases 174 to 698 code for a protein of 174 amino acids. The transcript has 4 exons.
GGAAAACCCUCUUCUCCAUUGGCUGCCUUCCCCAAAGUCAGGGGGAUUAAAACUACAGCUAAGGGUUUUUUUCCUUUUCUCUCUGCUGCGAGAAUCCGAAAUCUGCCUUUCCUCCUCUCCCAGGGCUUCUUUUGCCUUUUCUCUCUAAGACAGGUCAACCCAAAUCUGCCAAGAUGUCCAGCAAGCGAGCCAAGGCGAAGACCACCAAGAAGCGUCCUCAGCGUGCCACCUCCAAUGUCUUUGCCAUGUUUGACCAGUCACAGAUCCAGGAAUUCAAGGAGGCUUUCAAUAUGAUAGACCAAAAUCGUGAUGGGUUCAUUGACAAAGAAGAUCUGCAUGACAUGCUGGCAUCUCUUGGGAAGAAUCCCACUGAUGAGUACUUGGAAGGCAUGAUGAGUGAAGCUCCUGGACCCAUCAAUUUCACCAUGUUCCUCACCAUGUUUGGAGAGAAGCUGAAUGGCACUGAUCCAGAAGAUGUCAUCCGCAAUGCUUUUGCCUGUUUUGAUGAGGAGGCCACAGGGUUCAUUCAUGAAGACCAUCUGCGUGAACUCCUCACCACCAUGGGUGACCGGUUCACAGAUGAAGAAGUUGAUGAGAUGUACCGAGAAGCCCCCAUUGAUAAGAAAGGCAACUUCAACUAUGUGGAAUUCACCCGUAUCUUGAAGCAUGGCGCAAAGGACAAAGAUGAUGAAAACUAAGAUUCCAACUUCUUGGUCACCCUUGUUUUAGGUCCUAGUCCCCUUGCACCUCUUUGAAGAUACCCUACAGGUCAUGUAUCAGAAAACCAUUGUCAAGUAUCAGAAUGGUCUAAUCUGAAGGGAUAUGCUUUUAAACAUUGCAGCCAAGCUAGCCCUGAUCUAAAUGAAGAAUAAGCUUGUUGCACAUUCACCCAUGUUGCACAUGGAUCAGUGCUGAUCUUUUAUUAAGUUACUCCUCAGUUCUGUUGAUACAGAGUAAGGUACAAGUAACUCACCUUUCCAAAUAAUAUUUGCAAACAUGAUUGCAGUGGGAGGUAGAAACUAUCUGUCACUGUCAUCAGACCAUCCAACACUACAACUGUUUUGUACAACUACACAGAAAUGGAUCUAAGGGCUGGGGUUGCUAUAGAGAUAGCCAUUUGAGACUUUACCUAGAAGACUGAUGCCUCUAUUGUUGUCAAUAUAUAUAACUUAUACAGCACUUCUAAACUUGCAACGUGACGCAUGAUUGGUAUUGUUUUUACUACCAAUACCACCACCAUCAUAAGCCUCUGAGGUAAGACACUGUUCUUCCCAUUUUAUGAAUGGAAUGCUAAGGGAGAUUGAAAGCCUGAGGCCACAUAUUAAUUCUACAGAAGUGAAAAUUAGGACUACAAGAUCCAAUAUCAAAAUCUUAAUAUGCUCUGGGUGACACUGGCCUUCACCUUCUCUGCAUAUACUGAACCCACUCAAAUAUUGUGGGGCCAUCAGUCCAACCUUGGUGCCUUGGUAUUAUCCAGCUUGGCUGAGAUGGCCAGCUUUGUUUUGCACUUGCUUCUCUCUCUCUCUUACACUUACACACACACCACCACACAUACACAAACACCACUGUACCGAUAAAACAGAUUCUCUUCAUUUUCCCUAUAAUUUCCAUCUCAUCCUAAAUUCAUAUUGCCCAUAUGUAUUAUAUUUUGACUAGAGAGUUAGCCAGAAAUUAGACCAUGGGUCCAUGAUAUUCAAAGUCCUCUCUCACCUUUCUACUUGGGCCCUAAACACAGUGACUUUAUUUCUUUUUGGCUACCUGAAAAAAGGUUAAGCAACAAAUACACCUAUCUAAUUUACAUUGAUUCUAAGAGGAAACAAAUUGCUUAUUGGGGGGAGUUUAUUUCAUUAUUUUCCUUCAGGUUUUUUGUUGUUGUUGUUAAAGUACAAAUUUUGGAAUAUUCAGAUAUCCUUUUAGAACUUUUCCUACUGGUAUCCCAACUUGUGAAAUAAAAUGUAGCCACAGCCUAUGCAGUUCCUUGUUGACAAUCAGAUCAAAGAUUGUGUGAUGAAGAGGAAAAAGUUGAAGUUACACAUAAAGAGUAUAAUAAAAAUAUGUUCUUGUUCUGUA